Eupeodes corollae is the source of this 2914-nucleotide messenger RNA. RefSeq names its product serine/threonine-protein kinase polo (gene polo). Gene Ontology annotation, molecular function: ATP binding; protein serine/threonine kinase activity; protein binding. The transcript has 8 exons. Gene Ontology annotation, cellular component: spindle pole; centrosome; cytoplasm. Lineage: Eukaryota; Metazoa; Arthropoda; Insecta; Diptera; Syrphidae. Bases 345 to 2078 code for a protein of 577 amino acids. The record is from RefSeq and is a predicted model, not a curated record. Gene Ontology annotation, biological process: protein phosphorylation; mitotic cell cycle; regulation of cytokinesis.
CGGUUUUGUGUCGUUCUAUCUAACAGCAACUCUACUCUCGACAAUUUUUCUUGUUUUCGCUGGUCGUGUGCUUAAAUUAAUUUUAUAAUUAAUUUUAUCUGUUUAACUAAAAGAAAAGAACCGUUUUCUGUUUUUAAAUAAUCCAUUUUUUCUUUUUAAUAAAAUCAAUAUUUGUAUUUAUAAAGUAUUUUGAUUUUACCGUCACACUAAAAACUAAUAAAAAGAAAACGACCGAAAGAACAAGGAUCGAUCCUCUCAUUGAAACAAAAACUAAAAACCAAGAGAAGAUAAUUUUUGUUCGUCAUUAUUAAUUUGCAAAAAGGAAGGCUGCCGCUUUUGGGAAAAUGGCCUCGUCCAGAAUUGAUGAUAAAGCUAGUGAUAUUCCUGAUAGACUCUACGAUGCUGGCACAAAUCGCACUUAUAAAAGAAUGCGAUUUUUUGGCAAGGGUGGUUUUGCAAAAUGUUACGAGAUCAUCGACGUCGAGACGAACAACGUCUAUGCUGGAAAAAUCGUAUCCAAAAAACUAAUGAUGAAGCACAAUCAAAAAGAGAAAAUGACUCAAGAAAUUUCCAUUCACAAAUCAUUAAAUCAUAAAAAUGUAGUUAAAUUUCAUGGAUUCUUUGAUGACAGUUUAAAUGUUUAUAUAGUUUUGGAAUUGUGCAAGAAAAGAUCAAUGAUGGAACUGCAUAAACGACGAAAAGUCAUAACAGAUUACGAAUGUCGCUAUUAUAUAUAUCAAAUAAUCGAAGGAGUCAAAUACCUCCACGAUAAUAGAAUUAUUCAUCGUGAUUUGAAGUUAGGUAAUUUGUUUCUCAACGAUCAACUUCAUGUGAAGAUUGGUGAUUUUGGUUUGGCCACACGAAUUGAAUUUGAGGGCGAACGCAAGAAGACCCUUUGUGGUACGCCGAACUAUAUAGCCCCUGAGAUUCUCACAAAGAAAGGACAUUCAUUUGAAGUGGAUAUUUGGUCGAUUGGUUGUGUUAUGUAUACAUUGCUUGUGGGUCAGCCCCCGUUCGAGACAAAGACCCUCAAGGAUACUUAUACUAAAAUUAAGAAAUGUGAAUAUAGAGUUCCAAAUUUUAUGCGCAAAAGUGCAGCAACUAUGGUCAUUGCAAUGUUACAAUCAAAUCCCGAUAAACGUCCCACAAUUCGUGAAUUGCUUAAUUUUGAAUUCAUCAAUGCGAGUGAGGUGCCAUCUAGUUUGCCCAGCUCUUGUUUGACAAUGGCACCGCGAUUAGGAUUGAAUGAAACAAUGGAGGCAGAAAGUGAGCUCAGGCGUAAACCACUUAUUGAAACAAAUGGAAUGAGAGACGAUACAAGACUAGAGUCGACGUUCCUUAAAAAUAACUUACACGAUGCCAUCACUGCUUCGGCGCAGAUUGGUAACUUAAAUGAAGAUUACCGCGCCGACAUUCAGAGUCUCCACGAACAAUUAACAACAUUGAUUAACAGCAAGCCCCGAAUGAUGCCAAAUAAUUUGGGUGAUGAGAACACAGAUCCAGCUGCCCAGCCUCUAUUUUGGAUCUCGAAAUGGGUUGAUUACAGUGACAAAUACGGCUUUGGAUAUCAGCUAUGCGAUGAAGGCAUGGGUGUGAUGUUCAACGACACAACAAAAUUAAUUAUGCUGCCGAAUGGACUUAACGUGCAUUUCAUCGAUAAAGAUGGCAAAGAAACGUACAUGACCACAGCCGAAUACCCCAAGCAACUGGACAAAAAAAUGAAACUACUUUCAUACUUCAAACGUUACAUGACCGAACAUUUAGUCAAGGCUGGCGCCAACAAUGUUAUGUUCGAAAACGAUCAAAUCUCAAGAUUGCCCCAUUUGCACUCGUGGUUUAGGACAACGUGUGCGGUUGUAAUGCAUCUAACAAAUGGAUCUCUGCAGCUAAAUUUCUCCGAUCACAUGAAAUUGAUCAUCUGCCCUCGUAUGAGCGCCGUUACCUACAUGGACAGCGAAAAGAACUUCAGAACCUACCGAUUUGCCACCAUCACAACGCAUGGUUGCUCAAAGGACCUUUACCAGAAGCUGCGUUAUGCCCACGAAAAACUCCGGAAAAUGUUGGAAAAGAUGUUCUGAAGAAGAGAAAAGACACAAUCGAAAUAAUUCUUCACAAAACGAUUUAUAAUUUAUUGUGUGUUUAAUUUAAAUAUUAUUAUAAAAAUAAGAUGAAGUUGGAGGCAAAAUAAAAGGAAGAAAGAAAAGUAGAGAGGAGGGGCAACAAGCGAAAGAAGAACAAACAAACGAGCGAGCAUACCAGCGAAACAUAUUUUUCAUCAUUAUCACAAUACAUUCUUUUUUGUUUAUUUUUGUUGCUGUUUUGCGUUUUAAAAUAUUAUUAUUUUUUUUAAUCAUUUAACAUCGAACAUCAAAAAAGAGGAAAUAAAAUAAUUUCCAUUUUAUUUUUGAUAAAUUAGAAUUUACAUACAUAUACCUACAUUUAUACGCAUUGUUAAAUAAGUACACGUUUCAUGUUAAAACAAACCGAUAUCAAAAAUACAAAAAAAAAACAGUGUUAAUAUGACUGAGAUUAAUUUUAAGGAACACAAUGCAAGGAAAUUAAAAUUUAGUCCCAGACAAAGUAUUUUAAAAGGAAGAUUUUUAUUUGUUUUACUCACAUCUCCCACAAAAUUACUUUUUAAAAACACAAAAUCACAAAAAUAGCAUAAAAUAGUGCGGGCGCAAAUUACAAAGUAGUUGGUAAAUUUCAAAUAAAUAUUUCUAAAUUCUUUUUAUUUUUUUAAUCAAAGAAUUCAGUGUGUUUAGUUUUUUUUUUUUUUGUAAUUUUGUUUUAAUAUUUUUCCCCUUUUUUUGUUUUUAUAUAAAAUAUUUAGUUUCCUUAUUUUGUUUUAUAUUUUAUUUCCUUGUAUUUGUGUGGGUUAGUCUCGAUUAAAUAAAUUUUUAAAAAAAUAUCA